Molecule: messenger RNA, 4149 nt
Organism: Oncorhynchus masou masou (cherry salmon)
Lineage: Eukaryota; Metazoa; Chordata; Actinopteri; Salmoniformes; Salmonidae
Product: kin of IRRE-like protein 3
Exons: 17
Coding region: 1-2739 (912 amino acids)
Biological process (GO): cell-cell adhesion; synapse assembly
Cellular component (GO): cell-cell junction; plasma membrane
Molecular function (GO): cell adhesion molecule binding
Source: RefSeq, a predicted model, not a curated record
AUGCUCGGCUGCCCCUGCAGCUGGCCCAGGGAGGAAGAGGAGGAGGUAAAUGAGGGGGCUCCGCUAAAGCCGCCCUGCUGUCCAACGGAGCCGAAAGCUGGCAGAUGCGACAGAGCCUUGUACGACGCAGAGGGCUGUGACUUCACCGACACUGCUGAAGGACCUCCAGUCUUAAAUGGGCUUACUCUGCUCCCCCAUCCCCCCAUCCUCCCUAACCCCCACCCUGUUCUCAGUGCUCCUCUGUAUGCCGAACACCGGGCUUUACCUCCUGGUAAACACAAUGUGCUGGAGAGGCGAACAUCUCAGCCAACCCCAGCUUCAGAUGAUGACAGCGAGACACAAGCAGGCGAGAACUAUGGCCCAGAUGACAGGCUGACUUUAAAAGGCUUUUUUCUCCCUGCUAUUCCUCUCAGAAGACCUUCCAAUUACCCAAUGGUCUUUGUGCUACAGUGUGGGGUCCAGGCCAUGUUCUCCCAGCAGCCCCAGGACCUGGUGGUGGUGGCCGGCCAGCCCGUCACCCUGCCCUGCUCCAUUCCUGGCUACCAUGGUGUUGUCCUUUGGAUCAAAGAUGGCCUGGCUCUAGGCGUUGGCAGAGACCUAUCAGGCUACCCUCGUUACACAGUGAUUGGGGACCACAGUACAGGGGAACACCACCUCCGGAUCCAACGUGUGGAGCUGAUGGAUGACGCUGUCUUUGAGUGCCAGGCAAUCCAGGCAGCAAUGAGGUCCCGCCCUGCCAGACUCACUGUGCUGGUGCCUCCUGAGGACCCAGUGAUCAAUGGUGGUCCGGUGGUGAGCCUGAGAGCAGGAGAUCCACUAAACCUGACCUGCCACGCUGACAACGCCAAGCCAGCAGCAUCAAUCAUCUGGAUCCGCAAUGGAGAGGUCCUCAAUGGAGCCAUGUACUCCAAGACAUUGCUUCGUGAUGGAAGGAGGGAGAGUACGGUUAGCACCCUCUACCUGUCUGCCUCCAACAUCGAGACAGGCCAGCAGAUCAUCUGUCGAGCGUCCAACAAGGCUGUGCCCAACGGCAAAGAGACCAGCGUCAACAUUGACAUCCAACAUUUGCCACUUGUCAAUCUGUCAGUGGAGCCUCAGCCCAUUCUGGAAGGAAACCUUGUCAAGUUCCACUGCUCGGCCAAGGCUAACCCACCAGUCACACUGUACAGGUGGGCCAAAGGAGGUAAUGUGAUAAAGGAGGUCUCUGGGGACACCUAUGAGGUCAUUGUGGACCAUUCCUUCUUCACCGAGCCAGUCUCCUGUGAGGUCACCAACCCUCUGGGCAGCACCAACAUCAGCCGCAACGUCGACGUCUACUUUGGUCCACGUAUGUCUGCAGAGCCCCAGUCCUUACAGGUGGAUCUGGGGUCUGAUGCUGUAUUCAACUGUGCUUGGACUGGAAACCCCUCCCUCACCAUCGUCUGGAUGAAGAGGGGCUCUGGGGUGGUACUAAGCAACGAGAACAUCCUGACACUCAAGGCUGUGAGGCAGGAAGAUGCUGGGAAAUAUGUGUGCCGUGCUGUGGUCCCGCGAGUCGGCGCCGGGGAGAAGGAGGUUUCUCUCACCGUCAACGGCCCACCCACCAUCUCUAGUACCCAGACCCAUCAGGCUCUCCAUGGGGAGAAGGGCGAGAUCAAGUGCUUCAUCCGGAGCACUCCACCUCCAGACCGCAUUGCCUGGUCAUGGAAGGAGACAGUGCUGGAGUCAGGGACAUCUGGCCGUUACACAGUGGAGACGGUCAGCACCGAAGAAGGAGUCAUCUCUACUCUGACCAUGAGUAACAUCGUCCCUGCAGACUUCCAGACCAUCUACAACUGCACAGCCUGGAACAGCUUUGGGUCUGACACGGAGAUCAUCCGUCUCAAGGAACAAGAGUCUCUCCCGGUGGCAGUCAUCAUCGGGGUGGCAGUUGGGGCCUUGGUGGCUUUCAUCGUCCUCAUAGGGACCAUCGGAGCUUUCUGCUGUACCCGCUCUCAGAGAAAGGAAGCGCACCUGGUAAUGCCCUCACUACCCGUCUCCAUCUGUACUCACCAGCGAGAACUUGCAAGCAAAAUUAAGACAGAAAAUCUGAAAGGGGUGGUGUCGGCCAAGAACGACAUCCGAGUGGAGAUUGUACACAAAGACCACAACGCGGCACGGGAAAAUGAGGAGCACACCGCCAUGAAGCAACUGAUGGUAGAACGCGGGGAGUUCCAGCAGGAGUCAGUGCUGAAGCAGCUAGAGGUGCUGCAAGAGGAUGAGAAAGAGUACCAGCAUAUCAAGGACCCCACCAAUGGAUACUACAGUGUCAACACCUUCAAGGAGCACCACUCCACCCCCACCAUCACCCUUCAAGGUAACCAGACUACAGAGAUGCGGAAUCCCACCGCUGCCACCACCGGGGGCAAGCAGCGGGUACCCACGGGCAUGUCCUUCACCAACAUCUACUCCACCCUAGGUGCCGGGCCAAACCGUCUGUACGACUACAGCCAGCGCUUCGUGCUGGGCAUGGGCAGCAGCUCCAUCGAGCUGUGCGAGAGGGAGUUCCAGAGAGGAUCACUCAGCGACUCCAGCUCCUUCAUCGACACGCAGUGCGAUAGCAGUGUGAGCAGCUACAGCAAGCAGGACGGCUACGUGCAGUUCGACAAGGACAGCAAGGCCUCCGCCUCCGCCUCCUCCUCAUCCCACUACUCCCAGUCCUCCUCCCAGAACUCAGACCUCACACGGCCCCUCCAGAAGCGCAUGCAGACCCACGUCUGACCUGACAGCCAGAGAGGGCCUGCCUGUCCUGGGGUAUCCAGCCGUGGAUUGGAACUAUGGGAAACAUACAGCUUCCUGAAAGGGACCUACGUUUCAAAGCACAUGAUGUGUUGGUGAGAAGCCUUGAAAUAGGUGGCUUUAACUCACAUUGGACUUGUUCAUAAUUCUCUGUGUUCCAACCAGUGUUUCAAAAACCUGGCAUUCACCCCACAUCCCAUCCUAAGCUCAUCAGAAACCACCUCCUGUUGUCCAGUUCUUCAUUUAGUAAAUAAAGGCCCCAUAAACCAUAAACAUACUGUAGCUGUGCCACAGAGCUCUUUUGCCAACAUGGACACAACUCAAGUGUGGAGGUGGUUGUCGCACAGAUAGACAGUGGAAAUAGGCUCCCAUGUAAGGUAGCAAAAUAACCAAACGCUCUGGCUGGGGGCUAGCAAGUUGUCUUUAAAACAAAGCGGGACCACUCUCUUAUGGGUGGCAAAAGUCACCCAUCACUUUGUAUGUGUAAGCCAAUAUUCUGCUGCUCUCUUAUAGUUCUAAGCACAACUAUGAAUGUGUGUUAAAUGUCAAAGCUUCUCCUCUCUCUUAUACCCUUUCCCCCCAGCCUCCCCUCACACACGCUCUAUGUUAAGUUGGCUGAUUCAACUUCAUCCCUUCUGUAAGUGGAGUAGGACUCUCAAAAUGUGUCCAGACUUGCCAAAAACUUAACCAAAGGCAGUCUUUUCCCCGGGGUUCCCAGCCCUCAGAACUCUACAGAUAAGGAGGCCUGUGAUCACAACCGGAAAGCCUGAGUUGUCGUUUCAGAAUUUGUGACCCUGAAACGAAUAAUAGGAAUAAUAUCAGUGUACAUUACGCAUAUUUUAUUCAGCAUCCUUUAUUUUUACUCAGAUGCUUGAUUUAAUUUGUUUUGAGGACUCGGACUGGGAAAUGAGAGUAGAGUUUGAUCCCAUUUUUUCUUGGGACUGUUUGAAAUGCCGAGAGACAUUUCAUGAGACAAACUUUUACAUUCAGAAGCAGAACGGGGUGUGUUCUAAUUUAAAGAAGGGGGUUGGUUUCUCAGUCAACCUGUCGACACCAUGCCAGCUCAAAUGGAGGGGAGCAUAGCUGCCUGACUAUAAUGUCUGUGCUACCCAUGUAAUGUGAAGUCUCUCAUACUAACUGCUUUAUAUCAUCAGCCAUGUCCACAUGAUAGGAUGCGGCCUGCGGAACCAAAUGUAAACAUUGUGUAUCAGAGCUUUUCAUCAUGUGGCUUUCCCAAUACCAUGUUAAUACUGGAGCUCAGUCAAUCCAGACUGUAUACCUACUGUGAUCUAGCUGCUCAUCGAAGGAAAUGGAUAGGAAUAUGUGAUGUAAAUUGUUGUUUUGAUUUGGCUGCUGUGAGACUACUGUAUAAACACUGACUGUUUUAAGUGA